Molecule: messenger RNA, 2774 nt
Organism: Lampris incognitus (smalleye Pacific opah)
Lineage: Eukaryota; Metazoa; Chordata; Actinopteri; Lampriformes; Lampridae
Exons: 5
Coding region: 418-1029 (203 amino acids)
Source: RefSeq, a predicted model, not a curated record
GGCCUCUGAUAGGUCGGCUCGGCUGUGCCCUGACGAAGCUGGCUCCGGGACUCGCCACAGUGGUGUACUUUAGGUUUUGUUUGUUCGAGUCGCCCGACGUCCGGUCCCCGUCCGGAACGAGUGUUACUAUCCGGUGGUUGUAAAAACAAAACAAAACAAACAAACAACACCGCGGUCCGCGAGGGGAGCGGAAGUCGCGGCCUGCUAAACGGUAGCCGUUAGCUACCAGGCGCCGUCCGGCCGCUAGCGGAAGCCGCCGUCCGGCUGGCGUCAAACAAGCAAACAAAGCCGGAGCCGAAGGGAAGGGAAGGGAUGCCCCGCUAUACUUAGCCGGGGCCGAGCCGGCUUUGCCCGCCCGCCGCAGAUCCUUUGUUUCCCAGGACAGGGGUAUAUAUAGAUAUAUAUAUAUGUGUAUGUAUGUAUAUAUAUAUAUCCGAGCGGUCUCCUCACGAUGAGCCCCUUCACUCAGUGACUACUGGCCUUCUCACAGACAUGGAGUUGUACUGGUACAUAGUGGUCAUCGUUUUCAUCAUCAUCAAGAUAUUCUUCUAUGUGUGGUGGUACCGGUCAAGGCAGAGACAGCUGGCAGCGUACCUGAGCAACCCACGCAAUGCUCAGAUCGUCAUCGUUGGAGGAAGGUCCUACCUCAACCAAAUGUGUGAGAGACAGAGUCAGACGUCCAUCUGGCCGAGUUGGUAUGGUGUCCAGGAGGACACAUCGAUAGAGGAGCCCUCCACAUCCUUGCCGCCAGCAGCAUCCUUCUCUCAUCUGGACAUGCCUCCACCUUAUGAGGCAGUCUCUGGAGGAGAUGAUCUGAAGCCCCCUCCCUACAGCGAGUGUGCCCAGCAUGACACCGACGCCGCUCACCCAUCCUACCGCACCCCUCUCCUUGUUUCUGAGGGUGAAGACUCGAUUAGCAUCAGUGAAGCCCCACCCCCUUACACACCUUGCCCCCCCGCAUUAGCCAAUCAAAUAGAGGAGCACCCCGCCAGCCACUGUCAAUCACACUCAGAGAACAGACCUACUUAGACCAAUCCCCUGACACCGUUUUGCCUUUCCGAGUGCUGCCUUUUUUUCCAUUUGGCCUCAGCUGUUGAUUGGUUGGUCGGUCGUGUCAUCGCCAGCCAAGCUCUCAUCAGCUGAGGGUGAGAACAGACAUUUGUUUGCUUGUGUGUAUGUUUUAUGGUCUUGAAGCCAGGUUGUCUUUCUAAUUUUUAUUUAUCAAAGAGAGGUCGUUUGAUGAGUACAGUAAUAACGCAAAACAUCAACAAUCCCGUGUGCCUCAGUCAGAACCACAAGUGGUCCAAGUUUUGGAAAUGGGUAACUCGUUUGGGAGGGGUGGGGUGCUGUUGCUCACUGCCAAUGCACAACAGUGCAUUUUAUGUAGUUUUACCAUCAUAUCGGGUAGGGUCUUAUUUGUAAAGGUAAUCAACAAAUGUUAGCCUUGAUCCCCCCUGACCCUCUUAGUUCUGCGCCCCCUGUCAGAUGCUUCAUCAUUGCAUCUUCUGGAACGUUGUUGCUUUUUGGGGGAUGGGGUUUUCCUGUGCUAUUCGCUUUAUUGUGCAACAGCAUUUCAGACACCACUAACAUUGCAAGAAGAUGUUUCCCAAGUGAGCCAUUUCACAGAGCAGUCAAACUGAUGACAUCUUUUGUUUAUUUUAUUUUUUGGGGAUUUUCCCCCCCCCCCUUUUCCACCCCAAUUGUACUUGGCCAAUUACCCCACUCUUCCAAGCUGUCCUGGUCGUCCCUCUGCUGAACCGGUCAGGGUUGCAGACCUCCACAUGCCUCCUCCGAUUGACAGUGAGGAGUUUUGCCAGAGGGACGUAGCGCAUGGGAGGAUCACGCUAUUCCCCCCUCCCAACCCUGAACAGGCGCCCCGGCCGACCAGAGGAGGCGCUAGUGCAGUGAUCAGGACACAUACCCACGUCCGGCUUCCCACCGGCAGACACGGUCAAUUGUGUCUGUAGGGACGCCCGACCAAGUCGGAGGCAAAACAGGGAUUCGAAUCGGGAUCCCCGUGUUGGUAGGCAAUGGAACAGACCGCUAUGCUACCCGGACCCCCCAUGAUGUCUUCGUCUAAUCAGUGCUUGUGCAGCGUUCCCAUUGAGUUUACACAAAAAAUACAGGUAAUGCCUUAAGUCUGGACUGACAGUGUGGGUGAAGUAAAUGAAAGGCACUUAAACGACUACAGUAUUGAAGGUAGAGGCCGUGAGUUGAAACUGCAUUUUCAUCCCAAGGAGUUGAAUCAAGUGCAACUGGACAAGUCCAGCUGCACUUGAUUCAACUCCUUUGGAUAACCAUGACCUGGAUGAAUGAGAACAUUCACAGACACGAAAAUGCAUUUUGUGUUUUGCUGAUAACCCUCCGUGUUGUAAUGGCCAGCCACGCUCAGUCCGUCGCCGGCGCCUUGCCUUGCUUCCCGAGAGCACCUGCAACAGCGGCUGUGAUGAAACGCUCAGUUUUUCUGUGUUUAGUGUUCCUGCACGUGCCUGUGGGUUGCAAAGAAGAAGCUGCGAGGCACAAGGUCGAGUCUGAAGAUGGCUUUGCGCUCAGUUGAUGUAACCUAAUGUAGCACCAUAAUGACGACUGACUGACGGCCUUAAUCCGAGUCCUUCUCCCUACCUUAUGUCCAUGUCCAUGCAUUUCAACUGAUCACAUCAGAUGUUCAGUAAAGUAGCCUUGUGAAUAGUUUUUUUCUUCUUUUCUUUUUUUGGUGGGGAGGGGGUUGGUUUUGGGAAAAUAAUUCCUCUGUAAUAAACUAUUGUUCAUAAUAA